ACGACAGAGCAGUUGCACUGGAGUGUACCGUAGAGGAAGAACGUUUCCCAUGAACAGGGCUGUGAAGCUCGACCAAGUGCGCGCGUUCACGUUACCGGCAGACUCGCUGCAUGAUGGCCGAAGGAGGCGGACCCGAGCCGGGUGGCGCGGCAGACUCCGACUCCGAGCCGGUAGCCGCAGAAAUGCCAACCCCUUCAACCGAAAAUCAAAAACAGACUAUUGGGUCACUAUUGAAAACAACUCUAAGAAAGGGCGACGAAUGGUAUCUAAUAGACAGCCGGUGGUUCAAACAAUGGAAGAAAUAUGUCGGAUUUGACAGCUGGGACAUGUACAAUGUUGGAGAACGUAGCCUCUAUCCAGGACCAAUUGAUAACUCCGGGUUGUUCUCAGACCAGGAGACUCAAGCCUUGAAAGAGCACCUUAUAGAUGAGCUGGACUAUGUCCUUGUACCCACUGAGGCAUGGAAUAAAAUUUUGAACUGGUACGGCUGCCUUGAGGGCCAAAGACCCAUCGUCAGGAAGGUUGUUGAGCAUGGCAUGUUUGUCAAGCACUGUAAGGUGGAGGUUUAUUUGCUGGAGCUGAACUUGUGUGAGAAUGACAACAUGGACAAUGUUGUCACGCGUCAUUUCAGUAAAGCCGAUACUAUAGAUACUAUAGAGAAGGAGAUGAGGACGCUGUUCAAUAUCCCAUCAGAGAAGGAGACACGCCUCUGGAACAAAUACAUGAGCAACACCUACGAGCAGCUGAACAAGCCAGACAGCACCGUACAGGAUGCUGGUCUCUUCCAGGGCCAGGUGCUUGUUAUUGAACUGAAGAAUGAGGAUGGCACGUGGCCCAGACAAGCUUCCCAUCCCAAAACCAGUACAACCCCAUCCAGGAAUUUCACUACCUCCCCAAAACUCUCCUCCAACUCAACAGCCAGUAUCUCUUCAACAGUAACUAAUGGAGACAGCAGCUGUAGCCCUGGCUACACACUUAACAACAGCACCUCCUCUGGCAACAGAUUGGGAGGCUACAAUUCAUACAGCUCCUCCUACAACUACAGAGAGUCCCAGUCACAGCCUGGCCUGUGUGGUCUCAGUAAUUUGGGCAACACAUGCUUUAUGAAUUCUGCCCUCCAGUGCCUGAGCAAUGCAUCUCCACUCACAGAGUACUUCCUAAAUGACCAGUACGAGGCAGAAAUCAACCGAGAGAAUCCCCUGGGAAUGAGGGGGGAGAUUGCAGAGGCCUAUGCAGAUCUAGUAAAGCAGAUGUGGCUGAGCCGGAGCAGCUAUGUGGCCCCACGUACUUUCAAGACCCAGGUUGGACGUUUUGCCCCCCAGUUUUCGGGCUACCAGCAGCAGGACUCUCAGGAGCUGUUGGCCUUCCUGCUUGACGGGCUCCAUGAAGAUCUGAACCGCGUCAAAAAGAAGCCUUAUCUGGCCCUGAGGGAUGCAGAGGGCCGUCCAGACGAGAUUGUAGCAAAGGAAGCCUGGACGAACCACCGCCUGCGCAAUGACUCGAUUAUAGUUGAUAUUUUCCACGGCCUCUUCAAAUCCACUUUGGUGUGCCCAGAGUGCUCCAAGGUGUCCGUAACCUUUGACCCAUUCUGCUACCUCACACUGCCUCUCCCCAUGAAGAAGGACCGUACGAUGGAGGUCUUCCUGGUGCGAUCAGACCCUGAGUCGAGACCCACACAGUAUCGAGUUGUGGUCCCAAAACUGGGUACAGUGACAGACCUGUGCAGCGCCUUGUCCAAACUCUGUGGAUUCCCUCCAGAAAAUAUGGUCGUGGCUGACGUUUACAAUCAUAGGUUCCAUAAAAUCUACAGACGUGAUGAUGGCCUCAACCAAAUAAUGGAAAAAGAUGACAUCUUCGUAUAUGAGGUACAGGAGGAGGACAGUGAGAGGAUGAACCUACCUGUGUAUUUCAGGGAGCGCCACUCCAAGCAUGUGGGAAGUUCCACAAGCACCAUGCUGUUUGGCCAGCCUUUACUCCUCACCGUGCCCAGACACAACCUCAUAGCAGACGUUCUUUACGACAAGAUCCUAGAGAAGAUUGGGCGCUAUGUAAAACAAUCCCAGAGCCCCCAUAAUGAAAGCAGAGCCUCAGCCUCGGCGUCAGCGACCGUCGCCAGCUGCAGCCAAGCUCCUGAAUGUUCCACAGCGUCUAGUCUCAGUGCCAGCCUGGGUGGCUGUGGCAGUCCCCUGUCAGACGGGGCCUCGUGCAGUGCCAGCUUCAGUAAUGGCAACAACCACUCAGGGACGUGCAGCAAAACUAAUGGGCUUUAUGAUGGUGAGGAGGAAGCCAUGGACCACCAGGUGAGCCCCGAGCGAGAGAAUGGCCAGUCUGAAGAGGAGGAAGAGGAGACCUCUGACCUUGAGAAUGGAUCUAAAGGAGACAUGCCCAAGCAGUCUUCGCCAGCCAAGCUCUUCACUUUCAGCAUAGUCAACUCUUACGGAACAGCUAACAUCAGCCCGCUGCCCUGUGAUGGAAAUGUCCUCAAACUCAAUCCGCAUUCAACGGUGGCGAUUGACUGGGACACUGAAUCAAAGAAACUGUGUUAUGAUGAACAGGAAGCAGAGGCCUAUGAGAAGCAUGAGAGUAUGCUCCAGCCCCAAAGGAAGAAAGCCACUGUGGCUCUGAGGGAAUGCAUCGAGCUCUUCACCACCAUGGAGACACUCGGAGAACACGAUCCAUGGUAUUGUCCAACAUGUAAGAAACACCAACAAGCCACAAAAAAGUUUGACCUGUGGUCUCUGCCUCGCGUUCUGGUAGUUCAUCUAAAGCGAUUUUCCUACAACCGGUGUUGGAGGGACAAGCUGGACACGGUGGUGGACUUUCCCAUCAGGGAUCUGAACAUGUCCGAGUUUGUGUGUGACCCCAAGGCCGGCCCCUACGUAUAUGACCUUGUUGCUGUGUCAAACCACUAUGGAGGAAUGGGAGGGGGUCACUACACAGCUUAUGGCAAGAAUAAAGUGGACGGAAAGUGGUAUUACUUUGAUGACAGCAGUGUCUCCUCUGCCUCAGAGGACCAGAUUGUGACUAAAGCAGCCUAUGUGCUGUUCUAUCAGCGCAGAGAGGAAGAAGCCCCCUCCAAACCUCAGCCUUCGGCGUCGUUGGGAGGAGCCCCGGAAGCAGUCGAUGACCACAUGGACACAAACUGAGGAGCCCUGACACCAAGGGAAACGCACUGAAACAUAUACAGCAAAUAGACACUCGGGCGCACACACAAAGCUCCUUUAGUGACAGAGGACUCCACAGACUUAACAUUAUUAACCCUACCUUCCCCGUAUUUUAUUUGGUUUCCAUCUAGUAUGUUGUCAACUAGAGCCAACAGCCUUGUCAGAAGAGUGACCUGAGAGACUUCCUCCCUGCGGCGGGUGGCCUGCUGAUUUCUGAUCAUAAUUUACUAGUCUGGAACUAAAGAGGAGUCUAAAUGGAUAUAGAUCCUCUCACUGGAUGAACAGAAUGUUAGAAGUGCCCUCAAAUGCACAUUUAAACAAAUGUUUCAGAAAUAUAUUAAAAAAAGAAGCCAAAUGCACAUGUUGUUUCAACCAAAGUGUUCUAAUGUUUUUAUGAUGACGUGCACCAACUGUUCAGACGUUAGCAGGAUACUGGCAUUGUGCCUAGAUUUCUCUCUGAUAAUCUUGCUGUGCUGAGGUAAAUGCUAACUUUAACAGUGUGAUUAUCACAACGAACAGUACAUGCCAUGCUUGUUGAAAGAAUCCUGAGACCUUAUUCCACCUGUAUAGAGUGGAUCACUGAGGGAGAAUUAGCUGCUGCAGAGUAACUGUGGCUGAUAGAGGCCUGCGUUUCAAUCUAAACCACAGUGGGGAUGUCUUGCUUCAAGGUUUUAAGAUCUGCGUCUUGACGAGUCGUGGCAGAAGCAGUUUUUCAGGCCUUGCUCUUCAUUUCAUUUUUUUUGUUUGUUCCUUGACGCACAAUGGCUGUGCUGUCUCUUGGACUCUAAACCUGUGAGAGGAGUCUUACUCUGCUACCAAUCUUUAUUUUCUUUUUCUUUUUUAUAACCACGAUGCAAAAGCGGCCUUUUGAUUCCUGCAACCUGACUUAAAAACAGGGCACUUUGACUUCUUCAUGAGUACGUUAUCUACCUGAUUCUGGUGUAUUUAAAAAAAAAUGACAGAAUUGUAUGAUUUGGCCUUAACACUAAGGGUUAUGAUCUGUUAUACACUUCUAGAUCGUUUUAAUGUGUCUUAUAAGCAAAUUUGGACUGCCUGACCCGACCCCCUAGCUCACCUGCAAUGGCUUGUCAUAAUUACUCUUGUUCAUCAAUGCAGCUCUGUUUUGAAAUUGCGGUUAUUUGAUAUCUUCAAAGCACAUUGAGUGAAGCAAAAAUAAACUAGUAUAAAAGUGG
Molecule: messenger RNA, 4357 nt
Organism: Etheostoma cragini (Arkansas darter)
Lineage: Eukaryota; Metazoa; Chordata; Actinopteri; Perciformes; Percidae
Gene: usp4
Product: ubiquitin specific peptidase 4 (proto-oncogene)
Exons: 22
Coding region: 111-3146 (1011 amino acids)
Biological process (GO): protein deubiquitination
Molecular function (GO): cysteine-type deubiquitinase activity
Source: RefSeq, a predicted model, not a curated record